This is a messenger RNA of Adineta ricciae, 630 nucleotides long. Lineage: Eukaryota; Metazoa; Rotifera; Eurotatoria; Adinetida; Adinetidae. The record is from the annotation of a GenBank genome assembly.
AUGGCAAAGGUGAAUGCAGUGCCCAUUGACGCCAUUCGGAAAUUAGCUCGUCUCGUUCUCACAGAAAAUAUAUUCACUUAUGAGAAAAGAUUCUAUCGACAAGUGGUCUGCGGUGCUAUGAGCUCCGCAUUUACUUUGACUUUAGCCAAUGUUUUCAUGGGAAAAUGGGAAAAACGAUUAGCUCAACAGUAUAUUGAUGAUCUCUUCUUUACUUCGAAUCAACCACUGAACAAAACCAACGAAAUGUUAGAUAUGGCCGUAGAUGUACUUAUUGAGAAUGAUCAUGGUACAUUGAAAACAUCGGUGUAUCACAAAGAAGCAGCCGAACCAUACAUAGGGCCGUUUAAUUCUGAUCAUCGUCAUUAUACCUUCAGAAAUACCAUUGACGCAGCACUUUUGUGUACUGUACACUAUUCAUCUACGCUAUCAAUUUUUCAAAUAGAACGACGUACAAUCAAACUAGUUCUUCUUUACAAUAGCUAUACACCACGAUUUAUCUACAACAGAUUCCACAAUUUCAUCACCACCUAUGCCAAAAAAUUAAACCUUCAGCCAUUCAUACAUGAUGAUAGUGAAUUCAGGACUAUCCGUCAGAAAACGCUCAGCAUUUCAAGUAUUCUGGAAUAUUGA